Talpa occidentalis (Iberian mole) is the source of this 600-nucleotide messenger RNA. RefSeq names its product scleraxis bHLH transcription factor (gene SCX). The record is from RefSeq and is a predicted model, not a curated record. Gene Ontology annotation, biological process: regulation of transcription by RNA polymerase II; developmental process. NCBI's taxonomy places the organism in Eukaryota, Metazoa, Chordata, Mammalia, Eulipotyphla, Talpidae. Gene Ontology annotation, molecular function: protein dimerization activity; DNA-binding transcription factor activity, RNA polymerase II-specific; RNA polymerase II transcription regulatory region sequence-specific DNA binding.
AUGUCCUUCGCGAUGCUGCGCCCGGCGCCGCCCGGCCGCUACCUGUGCCCCGAGGUGAGCCCGCUGUCGGAGGACGAGGACCGCGGCAGCGAGAGCUCCGGCUCCGACGAGAAGCCCUGCCGCGUGCACGCGGCGCGCUGCGGCCUCCAGGGCGCGCGGCGGCGGGCCGGGGGCCGGCGGGCGGGGGGCGGCGGCGGGGCCGGGGGGCGGCCCGGCCGCGAGCCCCGGCAGCGGCACACGGCGAACGCGCGCGAGCGGGACCGCACCAACAGCGUGAACACGGCCUUCACGGCGCUGCGCACGCUCAUCCCCACCGAGCCGGCCGACCGCAAGCUCUCCAAGAUCGAGACGCUGCGCCUGGCCUCCAGCUACAUCUCGCACCUGGGCAACGUGCUGCUGCUGGGCGAGGCCUGCGGCGACGGGCAGCCCUGCCACGCGGGGCCCGCCUUCUUCCACGCGGCGCGCGCCGGCAGCCCCCCGCCCGCGCCCCCCGCGCGCGCCGGCGAGAACGCCCAGCCCAAGCAGAUCUGCACCUUCUGCCUCAGCAACCAGAGGAAGCUGAGCAAGGACCGGGACAGAAAGACGGCCAUUCGCAGCUAG